Messenger RNA from Marchantia polymorpha subsp. ruderalis, 1313 nucleotides. The record is from the annotation of a GenBank genome assembly. NCBI's taxonomy places the organism in Eukaryota, Viridiplantae, Streptophyta, Marchantiopsida, Marchantiales, Marchantiaceae.
CGCGGCUUAGAAAACAGGUACCACUGCUAACAUCGAAACGAGAGCUGGCGGGGUGAAGUCCAGAAGCUCAGCGUCUCAAAGGAUGUGACAGCUCGCCCAGGGAGGCGAAUGGAGAUCCGAGAGUGAAGUGCGAAGGUCGAAAUCGAUGCAGGGAAUAAUCGUGAUCCAUCCAUCAGAAAUGACGCAAGCGGCCAGGUGAAGGUGAAGGUGAAGGUGAAGGUCGGCAGCGGAGGCGGAGGCGAGAAAGGAAAUGCGCAGAGAAAAGCAUGUCGGGGAUAUGUGGCUACAUGGAUAUGGGCGUGGAGCAUGUCUGGUUCAAAGCUGGACGGAAGGAAUAAAUCAGAGCAGGUGGGCACAACGGAUAUGGAUCAAUUGCCACCGCGCCCGCAACGGUUGCUCGCGCGCACCCUAAUGAAUGAGCGAUCGAGAAUGAGCACGCUCGGUGGUCAAAAAGGCAAAAGGCGAACAGACGACGACACUCCACGAAACAACCAGCGCGUCAGAAUAAAGCUUGCGCCUCGCCCUCUCGCUCUCGCUCCAUUGGCGAGAAGCGGCAACAUAAUCAUGCCCGCGACCGAGGCACGUCGACGCGAACAGAGGCGCCGCUUACCUUCUACAUUCGACUCAAUCAGACUCAGCCAUAUUGGAGUUGGUGAGGUGAGGGUACGAUCCAGACCCACGAGGCACGGAUCGACAGGAUAGAAACAGAAGGUGCGAGCGCGCUUGCUGCUGCUGCUGCUUCAGAGCGGUCAAUCUGACCGAAGCAGCGCCUCGGCUCGUCUCCGAGAGAGAGGUAUAUGUGUAAACAAAUCGUCGACCUUGAAUGAGUUGUUUAAGUCGGGUCGGGUUGGGUCCUCCAUGGUCACGAGUGAAAAAAUCGGGUAAAAUAUCGCUGCAGCUCCAAGAAUAAGGGGUCAACUGUUAAAGAGCAGCGUUCGAUUUGUACACAAUCCACUGGUCGAUUGGCGUGACCAUGUCGAGCGAGGUGCGCGACAACUCGGGUUCGUCCAAUAAUGCAACCCUGACGUUUCACUCUCAGGCGCCCAUGCAUGCAUCGCUCGCCAUCUUUGUGCGAGGGCACCGAAUCAGUUUGGGAAGAGGGUGAAGAGGGUAAAAGAUGGCAGUCUCACUCACCGCAUGUACUGUGCGAUUAUGUCAUACAGAGUAAGUCAAGCGAGGCCAACCGAAUCUGCCUUCGUAGAGUAUCGGUGCCCCUGGAAGCGUGGCCCCACAACCAGACGAAGCCAGACAGUCCCGCAGAAGAGGGGUCUGUGCACAUCCCGCAGAGUCCUCCAGUCACCGCCCUUUGCAGA